Messenger RNA from Pectinophora gossypiella (pink bollworm), 4610 nucleotides. RefSeq names its product lon protease homolog, mitochondrial (gene Lon). Gene Ontology annotation, cellular component: mitochondrial matrix. The record is from RefSeq and is a predicted model, not a curated record. Gene Ontology annotation, biological process: protein catabolic process; chaperone-mediated protein complex assembly; protein quality control for misfolded or incompletely synthesized proteins. NCBI's taxonomy places the organism in Eukaryota, Metazoa, Arthropoda, Insecta, Lepidoptera, Gelechiidae. The coding region runs from base 104 to 2989 and encodes 961 amino acids. The transcript has 14 exons. Gene Ontology annotation, molecular function: ATP-dependent peptidase activity; ATP hydrolysis activity; serine-type endopeptidase activity.
UUGAAAAGUCUGGAAAUAUAACCUAUUUGGCUAUAACAAAAUACAUUUUUUUAAAUGAAUAUUGAUGUAAGGAACAUUUAGGGCAUCACACCAUUGCAGGAAAAUGCACACGGCCAGCGCUUUGUUGAGAAACAGUGUGUUUUUGAAUCCUAACUUGAAGAGUUCGUCUGGUCGACUCGCUCGCAAUGUUACGCGGAUUGCAUCACAAAGUCAGAAGCCGGCGGCUCGGGGACGGGGGUCUUACUCAGGCUCGAGUGUUCUUGGUGUGAGGGACGCUCGGAUUUGCAGUUUCAGUCCGUUUUUGCCGGCUUGUAAUCGAGUGGGUAGUGUGAGGUUAUUUACUACUGGGGGUAAAGAUGACCCACCGGAGGAGGAUGGGGACGCGAAGGACGGGCCGCUGUUCUCGAGCGCGAGCCAGCUGCCUGCGACGGUGGCGGUGCCCGAGGUGUGGCCACAGGUGCCAGUCAUAGCAAUAAACAGGAACCCUGUGUUUCCUAGGUUCAUCAAGUUGAUUGAGAUUUCAAAUCCAGCUUUAAUAGAUUUAAUUCGUCGUAAAGUGAAGCUCAAUCAACCAUACGUAGGCAUCUUCUUACGUAAGAAAGAGGAUGACAAAUCAGACAUAGUGACGAACUUGGACGAUCUGCACCAAGUGGGCGUGUUUGCUCAGAUCCACGAGAUGCAAGACAUGGAUUACAAACUCCGGCUUGUGGUUAUGGCCCAUCGACGGAUAAAGAUCACCGGACAGUUUAUCGAAGAUGAGAUAGAAACUGGGCCUGCUGAAAUGAAGUUGAAAUUUCCACUGUUUAACGUUGAAUUUGACGCUACCCAUGAAGAGACUGAUGCUGAGAGGAGGCGGAGGAAGUAUCGUAACACGAGGAAAAAGCCAGAGAAGGUUGAGGAAAGCGAGGAAGAUGUAAAGGACGCCAAGAAACCCCCAACAGACCACGUGCUGAUGGUGAAAGUGGAGAAUCUGAUGCACGACAAGUUCAAGCAGACGGAGGAAGUGAAGGCUCUCACGCAGGAAGUCAUCAAAACUAUCAGGGAUAUCAUUAAUAUGAAUCCUUUGUACAGAGAAUCCCUCCACCACAUGUUGGUGCAGGGUCAGCGGGUGGUAGACAACCCGGUGUAUCUGAGCGACCUGGGGGCUGCGUUGACGGGGGCGGAGCCUAAUGAGCUGCAAGCCGUGCUCGAGGAGAUGGAUAUACCAAAGAGACUGAUGAUGUCACUCUCCCUGCUGAAGAAAGAGUACGAGUUGUCCAAACUGCAGCAGAAGAUCGGCAAGGAAGUGGAGGAGAAGGUGAAACAGCAACAUAGGAAGUAUAUACUGCAGGAACAGCUCAAGGUGAUAAAGAAAGAGCUAGGCCUAGAGAAGGACGACAAGGACGCCAUUGGAGACAAGUUCCGGGAAAGGCUGUCGGACAAGAAGGUUCCUGAGGCGAUACAGACGGUCAUUGAUGAGGAGCUCAACAAGUUGAACUUCUUGGAGAGCCAUAGUUCUGAAUUUAACGUAACCCGCUGCUACCUGGACUGGUUGACCUCUCUACCGUGGGGAGUGACGUCUCAAGAGAACCUCAAGCUGGACGACGCUCAGGUAAUCCUGGAUGAAGACCACUACGGCAUGGAGGACAUCAAGAAAAGGAUCCUCGAGUUCAUAGCCGUCUCGCAGCUCAAGGGCAGUACCCAGGGCAAGAUUCUCUGCUUCCAUGGACCGCCGGGUGUUGGCAAGACUAGUAUAGCGCGUUCGAUCGCGCGCGCUUUGAACCGCAAGUACUACCGGUUCUCCGUGGGCGGGAUGACAGAUGUGGCCGAAAUCAAAGGUCACCGUCGCACCUACGUCGGCGCCAUGCCAGGGAAACUAGUGCAGUGCCUUAAGAAGACUGGCACGGAAAAUCCCCUAGUGCUCAUCGACGAGGUCGACAAGAUUGGCAAAGGCAUGCACGGUGACCCAUCAUCGGCCCUGCUGGAGUUACUCGACCCGGAGCAGAACGCCAACUUCCUGGACCACUACCUGGACGUGCCGGUGGACCUCUCCAAGGUGCUGUUCAUCUGCACCGCCAACGUCGUCGACCAAAUACCAGAGCCGCUGAGGGACAGGAUGGAGCUUAUCGAUAUGUCUGGUUAUGUGGCAGAGGAGAAGCUGGCCAUCGCCCAGGAGUACCUGCUGCCGGCGGCGCGCAAGAGCUGCGGCCUCAACGAGAAGCAGCUGCAGCUCACGGCCGAGUCGCUGCACGCGCUCAUCAAGUCCUACUGCCGCGAGAGCGGCGUCAGGAACCUGCAGAAACACAUCGAGAAGAUCGCGCGUAAGGUGGCGUUCAAGAUAGUGAAGCAGCAAGCGGAGGCGCUGGUGGUGACGGAGGAGAACCUGGCGGAGCUGGUUGGCAAGCCCACAUUCAAGCAUGACCGCAUGUACACCGCCACGCCGCCCGGGGUCGUCAUGGGGCUGGCCUGGACCGCAAUGGGCGGCAGCACGUUAUUCAUAGAAACAGCGCUGCGGAACCACGCUCAGGACGAGAAGUCUCCGUUCGGCUCGCUGGAGCUGACGGGCCACCUGGGCGACGUCAUGAAGGAGUCCGCCAGGAUCGCGCUGACCGUGGCGCGCAACUACCUGCACCACCACUACCCGGACAACUGCUUCCUCAACACCAGCCACAUCCACCUGCACGUGCCGGAGGGCGCCACCCCCAAGGACGGCCCGUCGGCGGGCUGCACCAUCACCACGGCGCUGCUGUCGCUGGCGCUGCAGACGCCCGUGCGGACCAACCUCGCCAUGACGGGCGAGAUCUCGCUCACCGGCCGAGUGCUGCCCGUCGGCGGCAUCAAGGAGAAGAUCAUUGCCGCGAAGCGCGUCGGAGUGGGUUGCGUGAUUCUCCCGGAGGAGAACCGGCGCGACUUCGACGACCUGCCGGCGUUCAUCCGCGAGGGCAUCGACGUGUUCUUCGUCAACGAAUACGAGGACGUGUUCAAAGUCGCCUUCGGACGGGAGGUUUAAACUUCACCUCACUAGUAGAGUAGCUCGUGGUACAGGAAAACAGGCAAUGCCUAAGCCCCAUAUGCCUAAGCUAAAACCCAAACCGCGCCACACUCGACCCGAAUUAUAUCGAGCUUCGACCAAUAGACGCAGCGAACGCUAUCUACAUGGAUAGACGUCGAACGGUUAUUGGUCGAAGCCCUCGAUAUAAGCCCCGCAGACAUUGUAUAUACAUUCAAUAAAAUCGUCUCAAAUUAAGAAAGUACGCGUCGUCUUAUUAACUAUAUUACCGCGUGGUACUUCGCAAUGUGGUCGGGUUAUACUGCUACUCGGAUUGACCGGGAGUACUUGUUUUAAUGUAUUUUAAACUGAAAUGUUUAUACUAUGAUAACAUGCACAAUGUCAUUACUUAUUAGAAAUAUGAUGUUCCAUCCUUCUUAUUUUUGCUUUGAGUUUCUAUUUUUGCAAGUUUUUACCACGCUCUUCCCCGUGUUGCCAGUUGGGCGCCUAAGACCUUGUUCAGAAGGCGUGAUUUACUCGCGUUUUCAUACCACAGAGUAAUUUGAUUACUUUAUAGAUUCUUCCAUGCUUGGAGAUGUGCGCCUGUAUCCGUACGGUGUUAAGUACUCUGUGGUAUGACAACGCGCGUAAAUCGCGUCAUCUGGACAAGGUCUAAUCGCGCACUGAGGUAAAGUACUGUAACGUCGCUAUAUUAACAGUAACUUUGCGUCCCACUUUUUGAGCGUUGAUGUUCAAUCUACGGUAGUAGUCAAUCUAUGGCCUGUUGUUUUAAACCAAAGGUUGAAACCUGUGUUUCUGUACCAUGAUUUUAUCCAGUUAAGUAGAGUAUUUCCCUUUGUAAGUAUUAGAGACUAUGGCUAGUAGAGCCGUGGUAGCGCAGUUGGAAGAACGCGUGACUCGGAUUAUCAUGUCGCAGGUUCGAAUCCACGCAGGGAUACCAAUAAUUUUAGAAUUCGUUUUUGAAUUAACGUUUCGAUUUAUAAACGAUUGCGGUGAAGGAAAACAUCGUGAGGAAACCCACAAUCUCGAGAAAUGCGUUUCGGAGGUAUGUGACCUAACCUAUAAGGGGGGUGGUUUUCCCUCCGCGGAUUUGAAGGUCAGACAGGCAGUCGCUUCUGUAAAAAGCUGGAGCUGUCAAAUCUUCAGAGGUUAGGUAAGCGGACCCUGUAAGAAAUGAAAUAAUGAUGCGACUAUGACUAUGGCUAGUACUUUUCUAGUUAUUGCAAGCGGAUUAUAGCGCCGAGACAAACCCGUGAGAGGUUUAGCGGUGUUAUUUUAAUUGUUUUGUUAAUUUUUCGUUGUAUUCAAUAAUAAUAAAUAAAAAUAACAACGAAUGCGGCCCGACGCGCGGAGUUUUCAAACACAUGGCAUUGUACUAGAGUGUUCUCGCAGAUGCGUUGUCAUGGUUUUAGUAGUCUAUAGUCUCAUGAUACUUACGUAGGUUCCAAAGUAGACGUCGAAUUUAGUGUAAUAGUAGUAAACGCUUGUUAUUAAAAUUUAUUCCUUUCCAACACAAAAAUACACACACUGCCAUUUACAAAAGUAAUUAAUUAAAGCGACAUAAUAUAAAUAUGUACAUACGUUUUUAAAAAGCCGUGUAAAAAAGGUAUUCACGCAUAUA